UAUUUAUGGAUGUUUUUGGUGGCAAGAACAACCCAACACGCUGUUAAUAAAGACAGGAGAGCUUCCGAGUCCUCGAUGGCUUGGAGGAUGACCCUCCUAGUAGCAACAGAUGCAGCUUGCUGGGUUCCUAUAAUCAUACUUGGGGUUGUUUCCUUGGCUGGUUUUACCGUUCCACCGCAGGUGUUUGCUUGGGUUGCUGUGUUCAUUCUCCCGUUGAAUGCUGCCGUCAAUCCCGUCCUUUACACUCUUUCGACGGCUCCUUUUCUUACUCCAGCCAGGCAAGGAUUGUUCUCUUUUAGAAGGUCUUGUAAGCUCUCUAUGUCUCAGGACAAUAGAAGGACUUAUAUGUCAACUAUUAACCAUUAUAACGGAUGUGGAUCUGUUGAGCUGUACCCAAUGACACAACGAUCUACCAGAUUCAGAAACAGUUUGGAUACAUCUUUAACCGAUCACGGAGUCGUAUUGCACAUGCAAAAACUGAAGUGACAUCAAGCUGGGACCCAAAGAAGGGCCCCAAAUGAACUCUACGAUUAAAGACAUUUUAAACUAAUAUGAAUACAUGUUGGUUAUGUAAAUAUUAAAUAAUGUAAAUAUUUCACUUUGUAAAAAAUAACGUUUUGCACAGUUUAUAUUCAAGAAUUCGAUAUUGAAAUUUACAACUUUAACCAGAAAUUUAAUAUUUUUAAUGUUGUCUUGUAACUGUU
Messenger RNA from Nezara viridula (southern green stink bug), 704 nucleotides. Lineage: Eukaryota; Metazoa; Arthropoda; Insecta; Hemiptera; Pentatomidae. The record is from the annotation of a GenBank genome assembly.